AUGGCUGAGUGCGGGACAAGGCCACCCUGGAGCGCAUCCGAGGCUUCGCGGCAAGACGAAGUGACAAGAUACGGCUCGACCCUGCUGAGCGUCUCCAGGUUCAACAACCCGACCGAGCCCAUCCCGAGCGUCGAGUUGUCCACCUCCAGCGAUGCCGUCCUCACUGCUCUGUGCCAACUGGGAGCCUGGCAGACGGGCACGGGCAGGGCCUUCCUGUCGCUGUUUAGUGCCCAGCGCCAGCACAUUGUCGCCGAGGCCAUGCUGUCUCUGCCGCUGCAGCCAUCACUCCCCAGCGAGGACUGUCCGGCGCCUCUGUGGCUCUGCGGAACCGCCAUACCUCGCCCAUUGGGAGUAUGCGAGGGCACCGUCAUCGCCGAGAACUCAGACCAUUCGAACCUCCCCCUCACUCUUUGCGACAACCUAGCCACGGAUCCCCGGUUCAGCGACAAGCCUUAUCAUAACUUUGGAGGGGAGGCCAAGUUCUACGCGGCCGUGCCUGUUCGCACACGGAGGGGCAUCAAUAUUGGCGUCUACUGCGUGGUUGACGAGACUCCAGGCCGGCCCUGGAACGAUACGUACACGGCUCAUCUUCAACAUGUUUCUCGAAACAUCAUGAACCACCUAGAGUCGCAGCUUCUCAAGUCUGUACAUCGACGGAACGAGAGGAUGAACCGAGGUCUGGGUUCCUUUGUCGAGGGCGAAACAACCUUGUCAGGAUGGCGGUUCAGCCCCAACUCCGCCGCCUACACCAACCAAGAUAACCUCGAAGGCGCCCUCAACGCUAAACAGCAAUCCCUCGGCCUCUUGCCCGCCCCCCAAAACAGCCUGCCCGCGGGAGACGUCAUGGCCCGAACCCCCAUGUCAGAGAUGGACCCGAAAGACUCGUACUUUACAACCGAACCGGCCCCAGCGCCUGAACGUGAUGACAAGGCCAACGUCUACUCGAGAGCCGCCAACAUCAUCAGAGAAUCAAUCGAGGUAGAGGGAUGCGUCUUUUACCGCCCAAAACUGUCAUUUCGUGCUCAACCGGACCCCAAGUCCGCCGACCAGGCGAAUACGUGGGGCUACACGAGCUCGUCCGCCAGCGGCGGCGAGGCGAGCUACGGCUCCGAGGCUCGUCCCUGUCACGUACUCGGCUUCUCCAACUCGGAGCUCUCCAGCAUCGACAGUGUCUUCCAUGCGAAUGCCGGCCUAUCCAUGACGGAAGACUUUCUCGCCAAUCUCCUCCGCAGGUAUCCCCAGGGCACCACGUUCAAGUUCAAUGCCGAGGGUGGGCUGCUCUCGUCGGAUUCAUCGGGCGACGAAAAUAUCCCCCUCCUCGCCUCCAGCACCCUCUCUAGCCGAACCAAGUCGGCAGAAGACCUCAAGACAACGUCGUUGCCUCCGUCACCAUCAGCCGAGCAGCAGCAAGCCACGUCCAGAGCCAAACGGUCGCGCGGCCAGGAGGGCAAAGCUCUACGCGAAGCGUUCCCCAACGCUCGCAGCGUCCUCUUUUUCCCCGUGUGGGAUUCGCGCAAGGACGGCUGGUACGCCGCCGCCUUCGCGUACACCUACAGGGAGGGCCGGGCCUUCUCUGUGACGGGAGAGCUCAGCUAUCUGCGAGCCUUUGGCGCCGUCGUCGCGUCCGAGAUCCAGAAGCUCAACACCCUCUCUGCCGACCAAGCCAAGGCCGACGCGCUGGGCUCUCUCUCGCACGAGCUCCGCUCACCGCUGCAUGGCGUCCUUCUCAGUGCAGAGCUUAUGAGGGAUACCAACAUGGACGUCUACCAGGGCAACCUAGCGCACACCAUUGAGACAUGCUCGCGCACGCUGCUGGACACGAUCGAUCACCUCCUCGACUACUCGCAGAUCAACGACUUCUCCAACCCGGGUAGGAAAAUUGGCAGCCCCCUCUCAAGCGCAUCCAGCAGGGGAGGCCAGGGGCAGUUUGGCAAGAGGUCGCUGUUUUCGUACAUCAGGCUGGACGGCGUCGUUGAAGAGGUCGUCGAGAGCGUGUUUGCAGGCUUCAAUUUCCAGUACCAGUCCCUCAGACAAGCGUCCCAGGCGACCGUGGCCAGCGACGUCGCCGCGCACCAGCGCCUUGACUCGGCGCAGGCGUCUGAGCAACUCCAAGGGCGCAGUCAGGGGGUUGUCGAGCAUCUAGAGUUCGGCAACGUGUCAGUCCUGCUCUCGAUUGACUCGAGCUGUCUGUGGGAGUACCACGUGCACGUAGGCGCCAUCAGGAGAAUCAUCAUGAAUUUGUUUGGCAACGCCCUCAAGUACACCGACUCCGGCACCGUUAUGGUGUCUCUAAGCCAGGAUACUAUAUGGCUUAGGAGGCGCAGAAGACAUGUUGUCAGGAUCGCGGUGCGAGAUACAGGCAAGGGUAUGAGUGCCGACUUCCUCCAGACGGGGCUAUUUAGACCGUUCAGCCAGGAGGAUACGAUGUCGCCCGGCACAGGUCUAGGGCUUAGCCUAGUCAAAAAUAUCACGACACAGCUCCACGGUCGCAUAUCCAUCGAUAGCCAAGUCGGCGUGGGAACGACCGUCUCGGUUGUGCUCCCGCUCAAGCGCGCAGAGCUGCCAGCCGACAUCCAUGCAUCCCGAUCCGACGACGAUAAACAAUUCGAUGGCCUCGUCAACGAUUUGAAGGGGCUGAGGGUUCGUAUCAUAACCGCUGACGAGGCGGGCAGUACUGCUCCAUCGGCCGUCAAUGUCUCGCUGCAUGAUAUUUGUCGUGAUUGGCUGCACAUGGAAAUUGUGUCGACUGAAAUGUCCUCGCCGGCAGUUGUCCCCGAUAUUAUUCUCUGGUCCUACGAUGCUUCGGUCCAAGCACAAGGCGACAUCAAAGAGCUCUCUAAGUUCCCAAACGUAGUCAUCUGUCCCAAUGCUCUCGUAGCCUACCACCGAAAUAUCGAACCGACAUCGCCCGAUGGUGUGAAGCUUCUUGAAUUUGUCUCGCAACCAAUCGGUCCCCGGAAGCUCGCAAAGGUCUUGUCCUUGGCGUACCGCCGAUGGGUUGAACCUUCAUACCCAUUCAAUCCCCAGAGCGUUGAAGCACCUUUGACCGUCUCGAGACCCAAGAUUGCAAGGAGGACCAUAAGCUCCUCUGUCGUCUCCGACAUUGAUUCAUUGAACAUGACACCGCAGAAAACCGAAACGGGUGGCCUUGCGCCCACGCCAGGCUCAUCAGUCAGCAAUGAGGGUCAGUCAGAUAAUGAUGAGCGGGUUACGAGAUGCCUCCUCGUCGACGACAAUGACAUCAAUAUCAAGGUGUUGUCGGCGCUCAUGAAGAAGCUCGGCAUCGACUACCAAACGGCAAGAAACGGCAAGGAGGCCCUUGAUGCCUUUAGCCAGAAUCCGGGCGCCUAUGUAUGUAUCCUAAUGGAUAUCUCCAUGCCGGUCAUGGACGGGUUUGAGGCGACCCGGUCUAUCAGAACUUUCGAGGUCAAGGAACGUCUCCAGCCCGUGUCCAUCAUUGCGCUCUCUGGAUUAUCUUCGAACGAGGCCCAUCGGGAAGCAUUCGAGAGUGGCAUGGACUUGUUCCUAACGAAGCCGGUGAAACUGAUGACGCUCAAAGAUCUCUUGCAAUCCAGAGGUAUCAUUUGA
This is a messenger RNA of Clonostachys solani, 3588 nucleotides long. The record is from the annotation of a GenBank genome assembly. Lineage: Eukaryota; Fungi; Ascomycota; Sordariomycetes; Hypocreales; Bionectriaceae.